GGACAUGUUGUUAUUCCCAAGGGUGCCGUCCGUCCAUGAACCGCUCCUUCCAUUCCGGGAUGCUUGCGCCUUCCGCUUUCGUUUCGCUGCCUAACUGGUGGCAACAAUCAAAUCUCGCCAAGUUUGCACGGCUCACUAGGUGUCAAGAAGUCGCGUAGAGGAUGUACAUCUUCUGGACUGAUAAGAUUUGCUGAAGUGUAAACCGCUGUAUGGGCAACACCUCCUCGACAGCAAUGUCGACCAGUUCGUCUAGCGCGUCCAGCAUGCAGCCUCCAAGGAGCAAGGGUAUGACUGUCACGGUUAAUCCCAACAUAUCUCCGGAGCAUUACUUGCAGGCCAAGAUCGAAGAUCACGACGAGGAAGGAGAGUAUCCUAGUACUCCCGAUGAUAAGAAAGAAGGACUAGCUGCGCCUGUCGACAUCUCCCAGUGCGCGGUGAAAGGGCAAGCCGCCAACGAUGUGGAGGCCUGGAUGAGCCAGCUUGAGAACCAUGGCGUCGUGAAGCCAGUGCUCUCUGCCGCGAGACAUACACCCUCGCCGCUUAAUAUACAGCCUGGAAAGAAUCUUGUGGCGCACCCACCACGGAGCCCAACACGAUACAUAUCCAAAGAAGCUCCACAUAGACAUACAGCAAGUCAUGAUGACUUGCACAAUUCAAUCAGCGAGUCCGUUGCCUACAAUGGGGCGUCAGGUACGGUUGAGCCCUGGGUUCCGCCUUCUAAGCUUGAUGACAUUUUGCACUACGAUAUUCGUGCUCGGGCCGUCUUCUGGAUGAAUCGCGCCCUUACCGCAGACAAGUUCACCAUGGUAUUCCAGUCGGAUUUGUAUACCGUUUACUCGACGUCCUUCGCCAAGCACAUGAGUUCUGUCAUGGCAAAAUCCGAACUGCUUGACCUGGUCGUGAAGAUGUUCAAAGGCGCUAUCGCGCACUCGGAAGGUGCAGACAAUGACGCUCCGGUAAUUCGUAACAUCGCAUGGCGCGGCCAGCCAACGUGCGAAGACCACAUUAAGGCACGCGUCGAGUGCGAACGGCAGGGAUCUGUGCAACGGCAUCCGUUAGAUGCUGCCCAGAUGACGCCGAACGAGAUGCAGGGCUUCAUCGCUGCUUUGGACGAUGAUUACCGACCUAGCAACAAACUCAUAACGAAAGCUCUCCUUCGCAAAGGGCGGCGCUUAUUCCAUGUCGCGGAGCCGGUGCGUACGAGGCUCUGGCUUCGCAUGCUUUUUGAAACAGGGCACAACGAGAAGGUCUUGGAGAGCUCAGUCUGGGAAAUCUACAAGCAGACAUUUGGACCGUACUGCGUAGAUCAUCCGUAUUUGGACGCCACGAACUUCUUGAAGGCCAUCAGCCGAGUUUUUCCGCAAAGCGAAGAUGUGGAAGUGGCACCGGAAGAGCGUGUCAUCUGGGGCAUUCGGCCUCGCGAAGUCUUGGGCAGAGUGUCAGAUGUGCUGAAGAGGUACCACCAACAUCAAGUUGCGAGGCGCUACGACGAGCUAAGCGGCGUUAUGCUAGAAGCGGUCAAGAACGGCGAGUUUGUCAUACCCGACCCUCUGAAGAAGGGUGCUGCGUCCAAUAAGUUUCAGCAAGCACUGCUGCUCGACCCAUUGUUCCCACUUCCUGCGUCACAAGAGUCACCAUGGAUGUUGCGUCUUCGUCGACGCGCUAACGGAGAACCCCUAGGUGACCAGCAAACUGGCUUUCCAGAAGUAAGCAUGAAGCAGCUGAGCCGGAAGAUCGCACGGGAUCUGAAGUACGCAGCCCGGACGUUGGUGAAUAGUGCUAGCGGUCGAGACCUUGAUGGUGCUUGUAUGACCGGCUCAGUGCGCGCGCCGUUGCGGAGUUCGGCAGGUGCUACACAUUCGGAGGGACAAAAGAAGGUGUUGGAUGGACAUGGGUCAAGCCCGGCAUCGUCAGCUGGAGUAUCCGUCACGGAAGCGACAGAAGCUUCUCAACGCCUACAGGAAGCGAGGAAGACCGUCACUGAAGCUGUAAAGACCGUCAAGGAAGUCGGCAAUGUCGGCUAAGCAUCCAAUGAGCAAGACUAACGAAGCAAAGAUCAUAGUGAGUUGGACGUGUCAUUGUGACAAUCUUUGCCGAGAGCUCCGAUUGUAUCGCGCCGACUUGGCAGAAGAC
This is a messenger RNA of Baudoinia panamericana UAMH 10762, 2133 nucleotides long. RefSeq lists its product as uncharacterized. NCBI's taxonomy places the organism in Eukaryota, Fungi, Ascomycota, Dothideomycetes, Mycosphaerellales, Teratosphaeriaceae. Gene Ontology annotation, biological process: regulation of DNA-templated transcription. The transcript has a single exon. The record is from RefSeq and is a predicted model, not a curated record. Gene Ontology annotation, molecular function: DNA binding. Bases 210 to 2024 code for a protein of 604 amino acids.